AUGCGGGCUGUUUUACCUAGGGCUCGCUCCGGCACGUCGAAGACCAACAUCAUAUUCUAUACUCAACCCCCCCUGUUCGGCGCCUUGCUUUUUGAAAACAGUUCCUCCGAUGCGCGCGACCACUGCGCCAACGAACGGACCUUUCUCUCCUGGCUUCGGCUAUCGAUGUACCUUGCAGUUGUCUCUGUCGCCAUAAUUAUUUCCUUCCAUUUUCGCGACCAGCCUACUUCGUUAGAACGGCGCAUGGCCCUGCCCCUGGGCAUAAUCUUCUGGGUGUUGAGCUUGGCCUGUCUGGCGAACGGAUUCGCGAACUACGCCCGCACCGUCAUGAAAUAUAGUCGCAAGGCAGCUUUGGUCCAAAGUGGGUGGAAGACGCAGAUGGUCUUCACGGUUGUCGGGGUGGUUAUCCUAGGCAGUUGUAUCCUCUUCUUGUCCACCGAUCCGUCCUCGUGA
Penicillium chermesinum is the source of this 453-nucleotide messenger RNA. Its product is annotated as DUF202 domain-containing protein. The record is from RefSeq and is a predicted model, not a curated record. Bases 1 to 453 code for a protein of 150 amino acids. The transcript is spliced from 2 exons. Lineage: Eukaryota; Fungi; Ascomycota; Eurotiomycetes; Eurotiales; Aspergillaceae.